GGUUCAUUUUCAUUCUUUUUUUUUAUUUUCGCGUAGCAAAUAGCAGCCGUGCAACGUCCCUUGAUCAGGCACCGCUGUCAUUAAAAGAAGGGAAAUCUCCAGUUGUUAUUCAAAGCUUGUCGAUCAGAUGCUCUGAAAAGGACCAGGCUUGAUGAAUUGAAAGGAAGCGACUGCAAACUGGGGACCUAUGAAUCCAAACAAGCGCCGAGACAGGGAGACAGGACGAGCAUCCGGAGGCCAAGACAACUCCAAGAAGCUGGCAGUAAAAGAACUCAUAGAACGUUACUACUACCAGUUGACGGAGGGCUGUGGUCGUGAGGGCUGCUCCAACGAGAACUGUGCUUCUAGCGGCCGCUUGAAUCGCCUGUCGCCAAAUGAGGCUGCCGCCCGAGCCCUGCAUCUAAUGAUGGCCAAGGCAGCACUCUGCAACAGAGCUGCCUCCAACCACACUGUAGAGCUAGCACCUGAAGCAUCUUCAUGUAGGUUAAGUGAGCAGCGUAGCAACACCAUGUCCGCAUGCGGCGAAGGUGCUACAUCAGCGGAACCUUCAGCAGCGUCGCAGCAAAUGGAAUUGGACUCUGAAAGCACCGCACACCAAGCUCCAAUUGUCUGUGAAACAGUAACACAAAGUGAAAAAAGUGCAAAUGGUGCUAGUAUCAACACAACAGUGCUUGCAGCGUCAAGCUUAAGAGAUGAGCUACGCCCUCAGGACAUGGAAAUUGACCUGUACUGCACCUUCAAUGAUAACAGCCCACUAACAGUCCUGCCGAAGAAGCCGAUGAGUGUAAAAAAUGCCCUUUCCCCACAGGAAAAGCCUGCCACCUCGGGAACAACAGCGCCAGUAGAAACGGCUCCAAAGGCUCCGCGAACAUAUCGCAUGCUGACUGAGGAACUGCUCAUUGGCCUGGUGACUGAAUGUCGCUCCUGCGGCAAUUACACGCCCCUCAUCCAUGCACUGGGCCAGGUGUUUUCACGGGAGAAGUUCCUCAAGCGCAGCUUUCCGCAGAGGCCGUCACCUUCUUCAGAGGAUGGAGGCCUGACCAAAGAGGACCUGCGUGCUAUGGAGGGCGACAUGGACAAAGACCAGGACUCGCUUGAACUGGAAGGCGGCAUGGCAGCCAGUGGUAGCGAUGACAUGCUCGUGGAGGCGGGUCUGUCGGAAGCGGUGCCUGACGGUGUGUCUAGGGACGUUGCAGCUAUGUUAAAAGAACUGGUGAACCAGGAUAUUCCGGUGGAUGUAGAGUCCGUCAGGAGGUCCUAUGAUGUCUUGUUUUCUAUACCAGACCUUCCUUUUCUCGACGCAUUAGUGAAUGCCAUUAUGAUCCUCUGCGAGAACCUGGAAAUUGGCCUCAAGUACCACGAGGCUUACCAGAGGGACCCCAGUUUGCUUUCAGUGUUUGUGGUGCUGCUGGAGCUUCCGCUUCUCGAGGGACCUCUGUGCGGGAGUGCACUCCAUGCACUGUGUCGGGCUUGUGCCCUGCUGCCGCCUGAGGCCCAAGCAAGGCUGGCCAAGCAGUGGGGGGCCCACUGCCCUCCCCACAGGCUGCGCAACACCCUCAAUGCGCUUCAUCAGGUGCUGACUGCACGUGUCAUUGAGGGACACUUUGGCCGGGACUUUGGCGUGGCCGACGACGAGCUGCUGGUGGCAUCCAUCAAGACCAUGAAGAUUCUGUUCAUGUCCAACGUGCUUGGAGGUGAGCUAGAGCAGUGUAGAGAAGACGACGAUGAAGUACUCACCACAGACGAUGGUCGGCCUGUCCCAAAAGACCCAUCUCAGAUGCUCAAGGACGACCCACUGUGGGACCUGCUGGGUGUCAAGGUGGCGGACUGCCGCAAGCCACUCAUACCAUGGGAAGAGUUUUACAACGAACCCUUGAGUGAGCAGCUGGAAACAGACCGAGGGUUUGUGCACUCCCGGGGAGCGAACACCAAGGAGGGCCACUUCUCCUUCCUGGGCCACGCUUUUGUUCUGACACCCGCUGUGAAGGCACUGGGCUUGUACUAUGACAACCGCAUCCGCAUGUACAGCGAACGACACCUGUCAGUGAUUCAAAUGUUAGUUGGUGGCGCACCGGCUAACCCUUACCUUCGGCUCAACGUGCGCCGCGAUCAUCUCAUCGACGAUGCACUUCACAGGCUAGAGUUGGUCGCCAUGGAGAGCCCAUCAAGCCUGAAGAAGCAGCUGGUAGUGGAGUUUGAAGGGGAGCAGGGAAUUGACGAAGGCGGUGUUUCUAAGGAGUUUUUUCAGCUUGUUGUUGAAGAGAUCUUCAACCCCGACAUAGCGAUGUUCACUCUGAAUGGUGAGACUCAAACAUACUGGUUCAACCCGACGUCUUUCGAAAGUGACGCUCAGUUCAAGUUGAUUGGGAUCAUUUUGGGCCUGGCCAUCUACAACAAUGUCAUCUUGGACGUGCACUUCCCCAUGGUCGUCUACCGGAAACUGCUGGGGCGCAGGGGCACCUUCCAUGAUCUUCAAGACUGGAAUCCUAGUUUAGCAAAUGGCUUGCAACAGCUGCUGGACUACAAAGGGGAUGAUAUGGAAGAGGUUUUUGUCCAAAGCUUUAGAAUCACCUACAAGGAUGUGUUUGGCACUGUGCUCUCUCACGACCUGAAGGAAAAUGGUGACACCAUUCUAGUCAACCAGGACAGCAAAUGGGAAUUUGUUGACCUGUACACAGACUUUUUGCUCAACAAGAGCAUAGAGAAGCAGUUCCGUGCAUUCCGUCGUGGUUUCUUGCUCGUGACUGACGACUCUCCCUUGGAGAUGCUUUUCCGGCCAGAGGAAGUGGAACUGCUUGUCUGUGGCAGCAAGAAUUUUGACUUUAAUGCGCUCGAAGAGUCGACUGAGUAUGACGGCUACACAGCCAACAGUCCUAUUAUAAGGCAUUUUUGGGAGCUGGUGCAUGAAUUCAGCCAAGAGCAGAAACGAAAGCUGCUUCAGUUUGCAACGGGCAGUGAUCGGGUGCCAGUGGGAGGCCUCUCGAAGCUCAAGCUGGUAAUUGCGCGUCAUGGUACAGACUCGGAAAGGUUGCCAACAGCGCAUACCUGCUUCAACGUGCUUCUCUUGCCCGAGUACUCUUCCAAGGAGAAGCUGGCCGACCGCCUGCUCAAAGCCAUUAACUACUCGAAGGGAUUUGGCAUGUUUUAAUGGCCUUUCCUGAUCCCGACUGCGUUCUGCAUCUUGUACCAUUGACAAGUUCCCUCUCCCUUCCUGCAUCGACAAGUGCGCUUGGCUGGAGACUUUUUUUUUUUUUUUUCGUGUGUGUGUGGGACAUUGUUUUUCACUCCUUCUAUCCAACUGCAUUGCAGGCACAAAUGAACAGGGUGCCUGCCUAUAACAUGACAGUUAGACAUAAAGGCUACUUACUCAGCUGUGCAAAAAGACAGAGCCACGCUUAUUCAUGCUUGCCUCACUUUUGUGGCCGUAGCCUUUCUAUAGUGGGGCACCGUGGAGUGAAGAAUGUUGCUUUGUUUCUGUGGGAUCCAGAUGGGAUGAAGAUGGCCCCACUUCCAGAAGAUUGCUUGCUUUUGUUAGCUUUUAUCCAUUCUAAUGAUGUUGAGGUGAGUAAAGCAUUGGAAGUGUCACAGAGGAUUGAAUUUGCAUUCAGGUGGAUGUAAUGAUGCUUCGAGAAACAAUAGGCAGCUCUGGGCUUAGAAGGAAAACCUUUUUACUGCAACCCAUAAAUUCAGUGUGGUGUGCUGCUUUUGUAUGACCACACAAGUUCCAUGUUUCUAAGAGGGCAAUAUGAAUGGCUUGUGUUUUUUUUUUUUUUUUUUCGAAGCGAGUGUCUCUAUGUAUCUUAGUAUAUAGGCUGCGAAUACGUAAAUUUUGCGACUUUGGUAGCGGGAAAUGUGUGCAUGUGGUGGGCACUUUCGUCACCAUUUGCACUUUCUAGAACCACACUGCUAAGUAACCAGAGGAGGCAGAAGUCGAUACCUGGUCGCGUUACGAAAAUGCAGUAUAACGUCUGAAGAUGAGCAUAACCUUUUUGUCUAGCAUAACAGUUGGCUGCUUCCAUUGUGUCCUGGCAUCUUUCGUGCAUUGUCCUGAAAGAAUAUUGUUGUCUAUGGAGCCACUAAAGAGAACCAUGGUGUGUAUUAGAAGGGUCAUGGAUAGCAACAAGCAAAUCAUGUACUACGUGUGCUGUAAUUUUGUCAUUUGUAAAUUUGUUUUUUUGUACAUAUACAAUGCAAAAAGCCGUAGGAUCGCAGAAUGCAAAACCCUCCUUUUGGGAAGUAGCUAGCAAUGUUAAGCUCUUUGAAGGCCUUUACCAAGCAGUUGGCAUCGAGGAGUGAGAUGCGGUUAGUUUUUAUUUUCACCUUGUGUGCAGUAAUAAGAAUGUUUUCUACAUGCUGUGUAUACACAUAUACAUAACGCUUGAAGAAUGUCAGGAAUAUGAAUUUGAUGACAUUGUCUCCUGCUGUCCUGUAGGAGGGGGCUCUGAUGAAUCAAAUUUUUCAGCAAAAAGGGUUGAGGGUGGCUUGUGUUUACCAUCACUGUUUUUUUUUUUUUUUCAGUUGAAGAACAAAGUACCUUAGCUGCAGGCAGAUAAUUGGUUGUUGCAAGUGAGGCGUGUUGUUAGACAGAUUGCCAGUAAACUUGACCAUCUGUCUAACAGCCCUGUGCUUGUAUCGACAUCAUGUUAAGUGAAAUAAAGUCAGUUUCUUUUGUU
Dermacentor silvarum is the source of this 4673-nucleotide messenger RNA. It is a transcript of the gene Ube3a, whose product is annotated as ubiquitin-protein ligase E3A-like. Gene Ontology annotation, molecular function: ubiquitin-protein transferase activity. Bases 188 to 3148 code for a protein of 986 amino acids. The transcript is spliced from 16 exons. Lineage: Eukaryota; Metazoa; Arthropoda; Arachnida; Ixodida; Ixodidae. The record is from RefSeq and is a predicted model, not a curated record.